Molecule: messenger RNA, 1953 nt
Organism: Cyprinodon tularosa
Lineage: Eukaryota; Metazoa; Chordata; Actinopteri; Cyprinodontiformes; Cyprinodontidae
Gene: rcor1
Product: REST corepressor 1
Exons: 13
Coding region: 267-1625 (452 amino acids)
Biological process (GO): negative regulation of DNA-templated transcription; regulation of transcription by RNA polymerase II
Cellular component (GO): transcription regulator complex; histone deacetylase complex
Molecular function (GO): transcription corepressor activity
Source: RefSeq, a predicted model, not a curated record
GUUGAGGAUGACCUGUGAUGGCAGCAGAGAUCCUCUGAGCUGCUCACAUCGAUCAGCCUCACAUGCUCCGCUCUCCCGGAUCCUUCUGGACCUGCCUCUCGGUACCGGUUCUGUUCGGGCCGCUCUCUGUCUGUCGGCCCGCUCUCUUUCCUGGUCUCGGUCGCCGCUCGCCGAACUUUUCUGACGGCUCGGACUUUUCUGGGCUGCUUGGGUUCAGGCAGGAAGCCAACAGGCUAGCAUUAGCCUGAGCCGGCUCCGUCCUCCUGAUGCCGACGAUGCUGGAGAGGAACUCGGAGGCUCCGGGGAAGAAGAGGGGCCGAGCCCCGGCCGGAGGCGGCAGCGGCUACCCCGCAGCGGCAGCGAACAACGGCAGGAAGAACCUGUCCGGUACCGAGCCCGGCAGCCAGAACUGCUGGGAAGAAGGAAGUUCAGCUUCCAGCAGCGACGAGGACCAUGGUGGAGGAACGAUGCGCGUUGGACCGCAGUAUCAGGCCGUGGUUCCGGAAUUUGACCCGGAUGUCGCCAAAGCGGCUCACCUCAGAGACAACCUGGGGAUGCUGGUUUGGAUCCCCAGCAGCUGCCUCAACCAGACUCAGUUGGACGAGUACAUCGCCAUCGCCAAAGAGAAGCACGGCUACAACAUGGAACAGGCUCUGGGGAUGCUCUUCUGGCACAAGCACAACAUUGAAAAGUCUCUGGCCGACCUGCCGAACUUCACGCCGUUUCCUGAUGAGUGGACGGUGGAGGACAAGGUGUUGUUUGAGCAGGCCUUCAGCUUCCAUGGGAAGAGCUUUCACCGCAUCCAGCAGAUGUUACCGGACAAGUCCAUGGCCAGCCUGGUGCGCUUCUACUACUCUUGGAAGAAAAGUCGCAGUAAAACCAGCAUGAUGGACCGACAGACCCGGAAACACAAGCGGGAGCAAGGAGACAGCAGUGAUGAGGAAGUGGAGAACGGUAAUGAAAAUCCUGCCUGUGACUUGGAGAUGGACGUGAACAAGGAGAAGAAGGAGCCCAGUUCUGGAUCAGAGAAGUCGGAGGUGAAACCAACUUCUAGUCUUAAGAUAGGAGGGAAGACAUCCCAGCGGAUGAAGAAACGCCCACCCAGAGGGAUGUUCCUCAAUCAGCAGGACGUCGUCUCCCUGUCGACCUCCUCUCCUCAGGGACUGACCAGACAGCUGGACAGCCAGCUGGUGUCCAUAAAGAGACAGAUCCAGACCAUCAAACAGAUGAACAGCGCGCUGAAGGAGAAACUGGGCUCUGGAGUGGAUGAGUUCAGGCAGCCUGAGGCAAAUCAGAAGUUCAACAACCGCUGGACCACAGAGGAGCAGCUUCUUGCUGUCCAAGCUAUCAGGAAGUACGGACGGGACUAUCAGGCCAUUUCCGACGUGAUAGGCAACAAGUCGGUGGUCCAGGUGAAGAACUUCCUGGUGAACUACAGAAGAAGGUUUAACCUGGACGAGGUUCUCCAGGAGUGGGAAGCUGAGCAUGAAAUGGAAGGAGGAGAUGUAAAAGCAGAGGAGGAGAAGAUGAUGGAGGAGAACCUGAAUGCUUGUGCAGCUGAGGACGAUGAAGCUGCCAGUAAACCCAAGAAGGAUGACUCGUGUCUUCCCGCCGACUCGGAGUAGCCUCUGCCCUCCAGAGAUCCCGACUGCGGACCCUUCCCGCUCCUGGACGAGCUCCUUCUCCAGCCGCCUCCUUUGCUUUAGUCCGUCUGUCUUUCAGUUCUGCUCUGUCCUCUGUGGACCAGUCCAGAGUCCAGCCACGGGUUGAAGUGGACGAGACCUUCUGGCCACAGAACUUUAUUGAUUUCAUAUUUUGAAUUCUUUGGUUUGUGUUUUGGACCCGCGGUGCAGAGAAGAGGUCGCUUUCCUGUCCUGAUUAUCUUUCUGUUUUUUAAAGAUUUUUCAGCCUUUUUAGAGAAAAAUACAAUAAAACCAAAGUUUAUUAUGAAAA